UGUCAGUCUGUUUGUUGAGCUGUAGUUUCUCUGAGUAACGUGUGUGUCGAAUGAAGAUUUUGUGAAGUUGCAUCAGCUAUUUAUUUGCUGGAAAGAUUUUGGAGAGCUAAACAGACAUGAUGGUAUUAACAACAUGCAUGGGUGGUUCCUAAAGCUUUUUAAAUCUGGAACACAAAACAAGAACAGCAAAGCAGGCGAAAAAUCAGCAGGGGGUGCUAGCUUCGAAUCUAAAUCAUCUUCAUCUGCAUCAUCAGAGGGAACCUCUGUUGCAAAACCACAGCAGUUAAAGACUGCUCUGAGUUCAGAGCUGAGAUGGAAACGGAAAUAUGACGUGUUCGUGUGCCACAGCUUUGCCCAGAAAGACACUGAGGAGGCCGGACGCCUGGUUUCGUUCCUUGAGACUCCACCCCGCAGCCUCAGGUGCUUCCUAUGGCACAGGGACUCAUGUCCAGGAGGUGCUAUAUCCACAGAGUUCUGCAAGGCCCUGGAAAACAGUCACAUUCGGGCUCUGCUCAUCACUCCCAGCUUUGUGCAGGAUGAUUGGUGCAGUUACAUGAUGCACCAGACCCUGGCAGAGAGACCCAUGUCCAAUACGAUGAUACCCCUUCUUCUUGACUUGGCCCACUCUCAGUACCCACAGGAACUGAGGUUCUACUACUACAUUGAUCUGAGCAGGAAUCCUGACUAUGGCUUCAAUGUGGUCAAUAAGACUGUACAAAGUUAUUUGGAGAAGUUGAUUCAAAGUGAAGAGGAACUGAACCACUGCUUGGGUGACUCAGCUGUGCAUCAGAUGGAAGAGACGACACGCAAGAAAGCAACGUGAUGUCAGUGUAAAAGCCGACACCAGAUGGUGUAAAUCUCAAGACUUCUCACCACUAGAAGGGAUGCAGCAGAGAGAUAAAAGCAUCAGAGAAAUUUGCUGUGACCAAGACUAAAAUAUACAGUACAGCCCAAAAGUUUGGACACACCUUUUAAUUCAAUGAGUUACCUUUAUUUUCAUGACU
Xiphophorus maculatus (southern platyfish) is the source of this 1004-nucleotide messenger RNA. RefSeq names its product TIR domain containing adaptor protein (gene tirap). The record is from RefSeq and is a predicted model, not a curated record. NCBI's taxonomy places the organism in Eukaryota, Metazoa, Chordata, Actinopteri, Cyprinodontiformes, Poeciliidae. Gene Ontology annotation, biological process: signal transduction.